GUUAAAGAAAUAACAAAAGAGAUGAGACUCUUUUGUGUGAAGCAGGUGAGUUUGUAAAAUCAGCCUGUGCGAUGCGUUAAAGUGCAAUUCACUGUAUAUGCACUGGUGUCAGUGAUGUUUCUUCACUUUUACUGCUUGGUGGUUUUUAGCUAUGGUGAAACAUUUAAACAGCAGCCAUCGUGUACCAAAAAGAUGAUUUUUAAACUAAGAUAUUGGAUAUUUGGUGAGUGUUAAUUAUUGGUCGUCAACCAGACUACAAGCCAGACUGUUAUAGUUCAACUUGUGAAAAUGUAAAUCAUUUAGAAAAUCCCAUUUUUAACAAAACAAAUGAACUCUUUUACAAUCCAAAAUGCAGCUCUGAACCAGUGUGUGAGCCUGCCACACACUUUGCUGAAGGUUGCAGAGAAGUCAGUGAUGGGAAUUUUUUUCUCUCUUUGUGACACACUGACAGAGAUUCAAACCAACAACUAACUAACUUUUACUUUUCACCACAUCAGAUUUGUCUAUGCUCUUUUGUUAAGACUGCUGCUGAUGACAACUUUGCAAAUAUAAACCUUAAUACAAACCUCAGAUAUUCCUGCAGCUUAGUUUUCUAUCCUCUCAUUUAAAAUAUUCCAAUUCUUAUAUUACAGUCCACUGGAAACACUUCAUCGUUGUAAAAGUAACUAGUUUUUAUGUGAUCUUUGUGGCGAAUUGUGGGUAUUUUUGGUCAGUUAUAAUUUAUUCUGGCAGUUGUUAUGGUCACAUGAGCAUAUUGCUUAGUGUAAUGCUGCAGUGCUGUUUUAGAUUAAUGAUACCCCCUCCAAAAAAUACUGCUAAAUAGCUCUCCAUAUUAGUCUAAUGAGUAAAACACUAAGAAACAGGUGUGGCUGAAGAGUUAUAUUUUAGACAAAAUACUAACUUCUGAAUCCCAAAAUUCAAAAUAAUGCAUAAAAUAUACUAAUAAUUGAGCUGUAAUUUAAUAAUAAAAAACAAAACAAAACAACAACAAUACUUUAUUUAGUUAGUGCCUGUUUUCGGACAAUCUCACGGCGCAAACUCAAUAUUGCAAUUCCGCCUUUGCACAGCAGAUGGUGCUAGUCGCCUUAAAGACACCUGUAGAGGAGUACGGUAUGAUGGGAGACUUCUAGAUCUUUUCGUCGUUAUUUAGUCUUUUGUUAAAGUGUUUUUGAAUCCAGUCUUUCGAAACGUUUCUGUGACUUUUGAAAAUAUAUUUUAUAUACUUUAUGUGAAUGUCUUUACUGAUUUGUUUUGAUUUCUUCCUUCAGAGGGACUUCGUGCAUCACAGCCCCUUCCUGUAAUGUGAAAUAAGCACGUCCCUCCUGGUUACUCCAGUUUUAAAAUGAUAUUAGCAGAUACUGGAAAUGCUGUUGGGUCAUUGUGUCAGUCGUAACAGAAGUUUCAUAUUUUAUUUUAAGGGACCAGGACAUGAAGUGAUAAUAUAAAAGAAGUUAUUAUGAUUUCUACAAAACAGUUUGCAUUAUCUUUGUACAAUAAUAUGGUAUUUAUGUAAUGUGUCCUAUGGCUUUUUGGGUCACGGGUGCAUGGCUUGGUUUUGUGUGCUAGUGCUGAAAUCUGAUUCAAUACUGCAAUCAUCAGAGCUUAGACAUCUUCACUCUGUUUGUGCAAAACACCGUUGUUUUUUUAUUUUAAGAAAAAAAUCCCAUCUGCACAUUCACAACAGUGUAACUGCACUAGGAAAUAAAUAUGAUCUGAAGAAAACUCCAGCUUUCACAGUGGUUAGUAUUUUUGCCUUACAGCAAGAAGGUCAGCGGUUUGAUCCCUGUGGUAACUGAUGGUCUCUUGAAUGGAGUAGUCACGUUCUCCCAUACAACUAUUAGAGUUCUCCAAACAAACAACCAAGACAUAAGAUAAUGGUUUAGUUUUUUCAUAUUUUCUGUUGAAGUCCUUUUAAACAAAAUAUCAAUCUUCCCAGGAGGAUUAACAAAAUAACUUUGGAUUUGAACAUACGUCUGAGCGUUCCUAUUUGGCAAUAAUUCGCUGCAUCGAUUGUUUUUUGGCCUAUGAUAAGAGCGCACUUAAAUUAUUACGGUAAUUACAGAUAAUCUGUCCAUUUUACCGUUAGCGUAUUAAAAGAAACACGCAAUAUUUGCAGGUAAGAAGGACGGAGAGAUAGUGGAGCAAAGGGUGGGAAGAGUGAAAUAACGAAUGAAAGAAAGAACUCAUGAAAGAAAAAAGAAAGAAAGACGGAAAGUUUGUAAGGUCCAUGCACUUCCUCGUUAAACCCCGCCCAGUCCGGGGCGUGAUCCGCUGACCCGCUGCUCUCUCCCCUCCCUCUCUCCUCCCUCUCUCCACCUCUCUCUCCUCCUGUAACAGUAUUCACUGGCUGUCACAGCAGCAGGAGGAAACCCCUCUCUUCUCCUCCUACUUCCACUACUCUGUUUAAAACUAUAAACAUAAGCGCAGACAUGGACCUGGAUCUAGACCUUGACCUGGACUUAGAAACCUGGACCUGGACCUGCUGCAGCCACUGAAGAUGAUGGACCUGGUGGCUCUAUAUCUCAGCUGCUGCUGUGCGUAAAAGCCGGCACUGACGCUUUACACAGGCAGAUAGAUAAGGGGGAGAGAGGAGGAAAGGAGGAGCAGGUGGUGUUAUUAUUAUUAUUAUUAGUAGUCUUAGUAUCGACGGCUCUCCUGCUGACGGAGGCUCCAGUGUGGAGGGCAAGAAAGAGAAGGAGAGAGACAUAAGGAGGAAGCGCGAGCGCGCACACAGUCGUGACAGCUGAGGCCGUUUCAGGAUAUAGAGCAAGUGAGAGGAGAAGACCUGCUCCUCCUGCUCCUCCUGCUCCUGCUGCUCCUGCUGCUCCUCCUGCUCCUGCUGCUCCCUGAUGGCGAGUGACUCUCCCGCUCGGAGUCUGGACGAGAUCGACCUGUCCGCUCUGAGGGAUCCUGCUGGGAUCUUUGAGUUGGUGGAACUGGUAGGAAAUGGCACCUAUGGACAAGUCUAUAAGGGUCGUCAUGUUAAGACUGGGCAGUUGGCGGCCAUCAAGGUCAUGGAUGUCACUGGGGAUGAGGAAGAGGAGAUUAAAGCAGAAAUUAACAUGCUGAAGAAGUACAGUCACCACCGGAACAUCGCCACCUACUACGGAGCCUUCAUCAAGAAAAAUCCUCCUGGCAUCGACGACCAGCUCUGGCUGGUCAUGGAGUUCUGUGGAGCCGGCUCAGUGACGGACUUGAUCAAGAACACGAAGGGAAAUUCUCUGAAAGAGGAGUGGACAGCGUACAUCUGCAGAGAGAUUCUCAGGGGUCUGACUCAUCUCCAUCAGCACAAGGUCAUCCACCGAGACAUCAAGGGACAGAAUGUCCUGCUGACGGAGAACGCGGAAGUCAAACUAGUGGACUUUGGUGUUUCGGCCCAGUUGGACCGGACAGUUGGUCGGAGAAACACAUUUAUCGGGACACCUUAUUGGAUGGCACCGGAGGUCAUCGCAUGUGACGAGAACCCUGAUGCCACAUAUGAUUUCAAGAGUGAUUUAUGGUCCCUGGGAAUCACGGCGAUCGAGAUGGCUGAAGGUGCACCACCUCUGUGUGACAUGCACCCGAUGAGAGCGCUCUUCCUCAUCCCACGCAACCCAGCACCGAGGCUCAAGUCCAAAAAGUGGUCAAAGAAGUUCCAGUCAUUCAUAGAGAGCUGUCUGGUGAAGAGCCACAGUCAGAGACCCAGCACUGAGCAGCUGCUCAAACACCCCUUCAUCAGAGACCUGCCCAACGAGAGGCAGAUCCGCAUCCAGCUCAAAGACCACAUCGACCGCACCAAGAAGAAGAGAGGAGAGAGGGAUGAGACGGAGUACGAGUACAGCGGCAGCGAGGAGGAGGAUGAAGAAAGAGAGAUGGGUGAACCCAGCUCCAUCAUCAACAUCCCCGGUGAGUCCACACUCAGACGGGACUUCCUGCGCCUGCAGCUGGCCAAUAAGGAGCGCUCGGAGGCGCAGAGGCGGCAACAGCUGGAGCAACAGCAGAAUGAAGAGCACAAGCGCCUGCUGCUGGCUGAGAGGCAGAAACGCAUUGAGGAGCAGAAGGAGCAGAGAAGGCGACUGGAGGAGCAGCAGCAGCGAGAACGUGAGCUGAGGAAACAGCACGAGAGGGAGCAGAGGAGGCGCUACGAGGAAAUGGAGCAGCUCCGCCGAGAGGAGGAGAGGAGGCAGGCGGAGAGAGAGCAGGAGUACAUUCGUAGACAGCUGGAGGAGGAGCAGAGGCAGUUAGAGAUUCUCCAGCAGCAGCUACUGCAGGAACAGGCUUUACUGCUGGAGUACAAACGAAAGCAGAUAGAGGAGCAGCGGCAGGCGGAGCGGCUUCAGAGGCAACUCCAGCAGGAGAGAGCCUAACUGGUGUCUCUGCAGCAGCAGCAGCAGCAACAGCAACAGCAGCAGCAGGAGGGAAGACAAGCAGAGAAGAAGCAGCUCUAUCACUACAAAGAUGUCAUCAAUCCCAAUGACAAGCCUGCCUGGGCUAAAGAGGUGGAGGAGCGAUCUAAGCUGAACAGACAGAGCUCCCCAGCACUGCAGCACAAAGUGUCCAACCGCAUCUCCGACCCUUCCCUCCCUCCCCGCUCCGAGUCCUUCAGCAGCGGUGGCAUGCAGCCUGCGCCAACCCCACCCAUUCACCGCUCCAUUGAGCCACAGAUGGCUCACCUGGUUCCAGUGAAAACCCACUCUGGCUCCAUGUCCGGUUCCCAGUCCCUGCAGGACCAAACGGGCACAGUCCUCAGUGAAGGGAUUGGAAUGGUGUCUCAAAGACCAGAUAUGCCGCGGCAGAACUCUGACCCCACUUCUGAUACCCCUGGUCCACAGCUGCGCGUCACCAGCAGAGAGGAACGAGAUCGCGAUCGAGACAGGGACCGAGAUCGAGACAGGACGGCGUGGUUGAGAGAAGAAGAAUUUCCACCGAAGAUUCCACAAAGGACCACAUCCAUUUCUCCAGCUCUAGUGCGGAAGAAUUCUCCCAACGGAGGAGUUGGUCUGGGUCCACGCACUGGUUCUCAGCUCAUACGGGCCAGUAAUCCAGACCUGAGGCGCUCGGAGCUUUCUCUGGAAGCCAUGCUACAAAGAACCUCCUCCAACUCCUCCUCUUCCUCCUCACCUUCAUCUCAGGGAGGAUCAUCAGAAAGGAGAGGUCAAAGCAUGCUGGGAGAUUCCCCACCAGGAGCCAAUCAGGAGUCUAGGUCCAAACAGGAGGAUGACCGUGAAUCAGCCCGACCCAGCAGACCUGCUGACCUGAGUGCUUUGGCAAAGGAGCUGAGGGAGCUGAGGGUGGAGGAAGGCAGCAGACCUCCUGUCAAGGUGACAGACUACUCGUCUUCCAGUGAGGAGUCAGAGAGCAGCGAUGACGACGGGGAGACAGUAGGGCAUGAUGGGACAGUGGCUGUCAGUGACAUCCCUCGCAUCAUGCCUGCAGUUCAGAGCAGCAGUGAGUCGUACGGCGGCCUGACUGAGGGCUCCCUUGGAGAGGCGUACAGUAAUAGCUCCAAGGACAGCACUCUGGUAAUGAGAGAGGCGGAGGAGAGGAGGAGAGGAGGAGCUCACACCGAGAGUAACGGCUUUGGGAAUCACAGUCAUCACGGAAACCUCCCCGACCUGGUGCAGCAGAGCAACUCACCCUCGGCCACGCCCACCACAGCCCUGCAGGAACUGGGCGACAUGCCAGAGUUUGGACUGGGCGGCUCCAAAGCCUCCUUCACCCCAUUUGUUGAUCCACGUGUUUACCAAACGUCUCCAGGAGAAGACGAUGACGGUGAGAUCUCAGCAGCAGCCAACUUUGCCAAUGAGCUGCUGAGACAGGAGCAGGCGCGACUCAACGAGGCCAGAAAGAUCUCCGUGGUCAACGUCAACCCCACCAACAUCAGACCCCACAGCGACACGCCCGAGAUCCGCAAAUACAAGAAACGCUUCAACUCUGAGAUCCUGUGUGCUGCACUCUGGGGUGUGAAUCUGUUGGUAGGGACGGAGAACGGACUGAUGUUGCUCGACCGAAGUGGACAAGGAAAAGUUUACAACCUCAUCACCAGGAGGCGCUUCCUGCAGAUGGACGUGCUGGAGGGGCUCAACGUCUUAGUCACCAUAUCUGGAAAAAAGAACAAGUUACGUGUGUACUACCUGUCAUGGCUGAGGAACAGAAUACUACACAACGACCCUGAGGUGGAGAAGAAGCAGGGCUGGAUCACAGUGGGCGACCUGGAGGGCUGCGUGCAUUAUAAAGUGGUUAAAUACGAAAGGAUCAAAUUCCUGGUGAUCGCUCUGAAGAACUCUGUGGAAAUCUACGCCUGGGCUCCCAAACCCUACCACAAGUUCAUGGCCUUCAAGUCAUUCACUGAACUGCAGCAUCGACCUCAGCUGGUUGACCUGACGGUGGAGGAAGGACAAAGGUUAAAGGUCAUCUACGGCUCCAGUGUGGGGUUUCAUGUCAUUGACGUGGACUCAGGAAACCCCUAUGACAUCUAUAUUCCCUCACAUAUCCAGAGCCAGGUGACGCCUCACGCCAUCGUGGUGCUGCCCAAGACGGACGGGAUGGAAAUGCUGCUGUGCUACGAGGAUGAGGGCGUCUACGUCAACACCUACGGCCGCAUCACCAAGGAUGUCGUGUUGCAGUGGGGAGAAAUGCCGACCUCUGUUGCCUACAUCCAUUCCAACCAAAUUAUGGGCUGGGGUGAGAAAGCCAUAGAGAUCCGAUCAGUGGAGACGGGUCAUUUGGACGGAGUAUUUAUGCACAAGAGAGCACAAAGACUGAAGUUCCUCUGUGAGCGCAACGAUAAGGUCUUCUUUGCGUCGGUGCGUUCCGGAGGCAGCAGCCAGGUUUUCUUCAUGACCCUCAACAGAAACUCUAUGAUGAACUGGUGAUGAAACCUUCUGCCUCAGUGACUCACAGUGACCUUCGACCGCCUGAUGAGAGACUUUAAAAAAAUAGAAAAAAAAGAAGAAGUAGAGGCGUUUAAAAAAAGCGAUAAUCAUUGAGAAAACCAACAAAGAUCUCAGUAGAAACUGUUGGUUUGUACUGAAGCCAUCGUUACACAACUGACUGAUACUAGUGCCACUGACUGUCCCAAUACGUAUCUGUGUCUUUGUCUGUAUGUCUUGUCUCCUCUUGCUGCAAGUUGACUGGUGCGUUUGAAAAAAAUGUAAAAAAAAGAAAGAAAAUGACACUUUUUUUUCUCUUUUCUUGCACCUACUCCAGUCUUUUGACGCCAGUCUCGUCUGUAUUCCUGCAACACGAAUCUUUUCAGUGAGCUGAUAGGUCAGCUCUGGGUGGUGAUGUCAGCGGUGUUAGCAGAGACACUGUGAUUGAUUUUUCUGCCGCUCCUCCUCCAGCUCCACGUUAGUCUUAAAUGAGUCGUGUUUUCUCAGCCACAUCAACGUCACAGCGAUGCCGACGAUGAUGUAUAAACAUUUGAAUCAUUUCCCCUGCUUCGCUGUCCGUCGCCGUGCUCCUCCUCUGCCACUCUCUGAAGGUGCUGCAUCACAUUUACUGUAACUUCCCUGAAUGAACGCUGCGGUUCGUUCACUGGACUCUCCUUCUCUCUGCACCGUCUGACACUUGAAAAUCACUCUUUUUCUUUCUUAAAACUCGAACUAUACAGCAAACGUUUGUUUGUCUCUGAGGUCGGUAUGUUUGUGAUUGUGUGUUUGUGUGUGUGUGUUACUAAAUUAAACAAAAGGACAGAGAGGUUAAAAAACAGACAGGCAGAUAAAUGGUGUUUAAUUUAGAUUAAUUGGUGAUUAAUCAGACCAAAAUAUGAAUGCAUUUAAAAAACAUGGGCAGAAUGACGAGCAACGUACUGUUUAUCCAACAGUUCUAUGGUGUUGGGGAACCUUCAACUUUAGGUCAGAGGCCAGGCUUUAGUCAAACCCCCUCCACAAACUGACAGACAGAAAUGUCGAAUGGAUUGUGAGGAGGCUGUACGCAGAUCGACCUUGUUGAGGACCAUUGACCUGACUGUAGUUUUAAAAACAACUCUUCUCACGUCCUGCCAGUCCACGCUCACUGUAACGACUCAAAUCCACUAACGCUAUGAAGCCGAACUCUGAGUUUCACGUUUGCGUAAUUUUGUUUUGACAUUUUUCCACAUUUCUAAUUCCAUCAUUUGGAUUAGUCAGAAAUAAGAACAGGUGUGAAACCAAUAGCUCCACCUGCUGUUAUUGGCCUUUCUGUUCCAACAUUAUACAGAAAAAAGGAGUUUGGUGAUUUAUCUGGAUUAGUCAUGAUAUAUCACAUCAAAAUCAAUAUUAGUCCCGAUUAAUCGUGAUUAAUCUACCGUUACCAGUUGAUGAAUCAGAUUUGAGACAAUGAUAGCUGAACACCUCCUGGUUGUCUCAAAUUUUUCUCCAGUCCCAAAUUGAACCAAAAGUUUUUAAUCUUUCGACAACUGAUGUAAAUGUGCGCACUGAUGCUUUGAGAUACCUGAGGUCUUUAGACACCUGUGACUGGCCCCAGGAACAGGACAAAACUGUUCCUUUAAAUUCCGUGAUCUUUUGACCUGCUCCUCGUCCAGGAGUAUUCCAACAGAUCUCAAUGUUCAUUAUCAUUGUCACCAGGGUUCCUGAAUCUACUGGCUGAAAUGCAGCCCCAGACCAUCACAGAGCUUCCCUCACGAUUCACUGAAGGAUUGCAGAAGUGUUGCUUAAUUUUUUGUUUAUCACAAAAGACCACUUUGACACGGUGUUGUUGACCUGGGGCUCUAUUUUCCACCUCUGUUCGUACAGUUUCUUCAAAUUCACUGUG
Cynoglossus semilaevis (tongue sole) is the source of this 8733-nucleotide messenger RNA. RefSeq names its product TRAF2 and NCK interacting kinase a (gene tnika). Gene Ontology annotation, biological process: protein phosphorylation. The transcript is spliced from 33 exons. The record is from RefSeq and is a predicted model, not a curated record. Lineage: Eukaryota; Metazoa; Chordata; Actinopteri; Pleuronectiformes; Cynoglossidae. Gene Ontology annotation, molecular function: protein kinase activity; ATP binding. Gene Ontology annotation, cellular component: cytosol.